AUGGACUACAUGGACUUUGAGGAUGAUAGCCGUGGAUGGCGGUUUGACAUGGACAUGGUGAUAAUCUACAUUUAUUCAAUCAACUGGCUCGUCCAGGAGUUCAAUACCCAGGUGGCUCUGUACCGGGAGCUGGUCAUUUCCAUUGGGGAUGUCUCAGUCACCUGUUCAUCUCUGCAUGUGGAAAUGCACAAAACUCGAACCCAAGGAUGUGAGAUGGCCUAUCAGGCUCAUCAAAAACUAGCAGCAAUUUCUGGCCCAGAAGAUGGUGAAAUUCAUCCUGAAAUCUGUAGACUGUACAUCCAGUUGCAGUGUUGCUUAGAAAUGUACACAACAGAAAUGCUUAAGUCCAUAUGUCUGCUGGGAUCACUGCAGUAUCAUCGGAAAGGAAAAGAACCUUGUGCCCCACCCAAGGUCCUAGAUACUAAAGUGGAGGAAAGUUCCGAAGUACCUAUUUUAGAAGACACAUCAUCAUCACCAACAGAUAUUCAACAACAUUUAUGGCAGGUUUCCACAGAUAUUGAAAACACUGAAAGAGAUAUGAGAGAAAUGAAAAACCUUUUAAGUAAACUCAGGGAGACUAUGCCUUUACCACUGAAAAAUCAAGAUGAUAGCAGCCUCCUCAACUUGACUCCGUAUCCAUUGGUAAGAAGACGGAAGCGAAGAUUCUUUGGACUUUGUUGUCUUGUCUCAAGUUAGAAGAUCAAGUACAGAAGCACCAAGAAAAUCAUAACUUUGAUUAAACCACUAUUGUUUGACCACUGAAAAGAUGAACAUUGCUACUCUUGAUUAUAAAGUACAUUUUCUACACUAGCCUAUUCCUUUUUCUCUUCUGCUCCAUCCACCUUUUCAAAAUAAGGGUUUUAAUAGUUUAAAAUUAUGGUGGUCAAAAACCAGCUGUGGAAUAGAUCUAGCAUAACUAAGAAUGUUUUUAAAACUUUUUAAAGUAUGUUUUGCAUGCUUACUUUCAACCACUCAGAGAAAAGACACAUGAAUUAUGGUUAAUAGAUAAUUUUAAAGGUUUUUUUAUUGUUUGAACUGCAGCUAAAAUUUGUGCAUAGUACAGUACUCUUCCUAGUAUCAUAUUAAAAUAUUUGAUCAUAUUUUACCAGUCUUUAAGCAUAGAAAACUAUUUAACAGCAAAAGUAUUGAAGUUCUAAAACAUUUAAACAAUAUUGUAACAGAACUUGCACAAAAUCUCCAGUUGCGUUUUGUGCUCUCAUUCAUAUUUAGUCUUCCACUAUAUCUCAAUUUAAAAGCUUCAUAGAAAAAUAUCUUAAUUUA
Charadrius vociferus (killdeer) is the source of this 1281-nucleotide messenger RNA. Its product is annotated as regulator of G-protein signaling 7-binding protein-like. The transcript is spliced from 6 exons. NCBI's taxonomy places the organism in Eukaryota, Metazoa, Chordata, Aves, Charadriiformes, Charadriidae. Gene Ontology annotation, biological process: G protein-coupled receptor signaling pathway. Gene Ontology annotation, cellular component: postsynapse; neuron projection; nucleus. Bases 1 to 696 code for a protein of 231 amino acids. The record is from RefSeq and is a predicted model, not a curated record.